This is a messenger RNA of Notothenia coriiceps (black rockcod), 1075 nucleotides long. Its product is annotated as probable enoyl-CoA hydratase, mitochondrial. The transcript is spliced from 5 exons. The annotation marks the transcript as partial. Lineage: Eukaryota; Metazoa; Chordata; Actinopteri; Perciformes; Nototheniidae. Gene Ontology annotation, molecular function: catalytic activity. The record is from RefSeq and is a predicted model, not a curated record.
CACACAGCCUCCCUCAAAUUGGAGCAAGAUGUCACCAAGUGUCCCUCCAGGGCCCGUCCCGCCUGCAGCUGUCGAAGCCGCUGAUAGCAGCCGUCAGUGGCUUCGCGGUGGCUGGAGGCCUGGAGCUGGCUCUGCUGGCAGACCUGAGGCUGGUGGAGGAGAGCGCCGUCAUGGGGGUGUUCUGUCGCAGGUUUGGAGUUCCCCUGAUCGAUGGAGGCACAGUGCGGCUCCCGCGUCUCAUUGGACUGUCUCGAGCACUCGACUUGAUUCUGACUGGACGACCAAUCGGAGCGCAGGAGGCUCUCGCCUACGGAUUGGCUAACAGAGUUGUUCCUGAUGGCCAAGCUUUGCAGGCAGCGCUGCAGUUAGCAGAAGAGAUCAGCUGCUUCCCUCAGCAGUGUCUGCGGGCCGACCGCUCCUCAGCUGUCUACAGCUGCUACGACGCGCCCUCUUUCACUCAGGCCAUGCAGUAUGAGAUGGACCACGGAAUUCCUGUCAUCCAAUCAGAAGCUGUCAGUGGGGCAGCCAGGUUCACGACGGGAACAGGAAGAGGAGGACAAUUCUCCUAGGAUUCAGUUUGUCGAGGCCUUGUGACUCUCAGGUGAUCUCUCACAACUCGCUGCUGCUCCACUGCUCUCCACAAAUGUUUUACGUGUCUGAUCGAUGUUUUAUUCAGAUAGCGUGUUAUCUUAGCAUUCUUCCUACAUUUCAAAUAUAGUGAGAUGAAGUUGUGUGUAUUUAAAAUGUUUAUCAUACUACUAUUUAGGUUCUGUGUGAGUUUCAACUGGGAUCAAUAAGCAUAGAAAAAGCAAAUAAGACACAAAGGUAAAGUUAGUCUAACGUAUGUACUUCUGAAUAUAAAAAUGUAUAAUAUAAAAAUAUGUAUUGUUAAUAUAUCAGAGACACAUUUUGAAAGGGAAAACAGCUCCAUGUGCAGCACACACUGGUUUUAACUUGAAUGUUCUUGAUGCAAAACACAAAGGUAUUUCUGUUUAGCUAAAAGGUUGACCCAAGCUGUCAUUUUCUUUUUCAGUCUGUUCCUCUGGUUUCUUGUGAACUAUAUAAAUACACAUAC